CUUAAAACAUGUUCAGGGGUUAACAUGACAGAUGGCCGUGUAGCUGAGAACUUUAUCAUACAGUCAGUUGAUGGUGAGUUCAGCUCCGAACUGCCUCGUUUGCUCGAGUGUGACGCACUGCCUGACAAUAAAUCCGAAAUUGCAACUCCAGAUGUUACUCUCGCACAUCCACACCUUAGACACUUGGCAGGUAAAAUCCACCCUCUCGACACCAACGCCGAGAUUAUGUUGCUAUUGGGGAGCGACAUAGUGCAAGUUCACAAGGUGCUUGAAUGCAUUAACGGCCCAGUUAAUGCUCCAUUUGCGCAGAAACUGGCACUUGGGUGGGUUAUUGUGGGCGAUGUAUGCUUAGGGGGCACUCACAAACCUCCCAGAGUAGCCACUGACAGAACUACUGUUCUACAAGACAGGCGUCCCAGUCUCCUACCACCCUGCCAGAAUAGUUUCCAUGUCAAGGAACAUUUCCAGGUACCCAGUGAGCCACAGGCCACUCGCACUGCACGUCAAAAAGAGGACUAUGUGUUUCAACUUCAACAAACUGAGAAUGAUGAAAGGGUAGCCCCAUCACUCGAAGCCAAGCAGUUUGUACAAAGACAUUUCUACGUUCCCACUGAUUCAGAGACAGCCAAGCUUCUUAAAGACACUCAAGAACUGCUUGCUGCUUUCAACUUAAGUCUUCACAAAAUAGCCUCAGACAGUCCAAACAUCAUGGCAGCAUUUCCCAAGGAAGAUUUAACAAACGGGCUCAGGGACUUCAACACUGAGUUUCUAUUGAAGCCUACAGCGAUCGACAAAAGCGACACCUUCCAACUACAAGACCUUGAAACGGAUACAGAGAUUCGUCUUUUGCUCACAGCUGUUUCCCAAGCGCCGCCAUCUUGCCUCAAAUCAUCUAAGAUGCAGGCCUUCUCCAGCAUGGGAAACAAUUGGGAGCUGAUGAUAGGGACCCCACGAAGGAUCUUAGACUGUCCACUUGCUCAACUUGAACCUCAACGCCUCUCUCAUGAGGUCACGGCGCUUCCUUCAGGCGACUUUGAGGAGAAAGACCUCCGCCGGCAGCAGUGAAGUCAGGUCUGGAGUUUGGCGAACCUUUUCUGGCAUCACUGGCGAGGGGAUUGCCUUUCAACUCUGCAGUGUCAACGGAAGUGGCAUUCUGCAGGACCCGGUCUUCAACCGGGGGAUGUCAUCCUGCUCGGGGAUCCCCUGACAGUGGGGAACCAAUGGCCGAUGUUACUCAUCGUGAAGGUUAUCUCAGCAGUGAUGGCUAUGACAAAAAGAUGGAAGUCAAAGUGGUCAAACACGGUAAUGCUCAAGUUUACCUGAGACCAGUAACUGAUGUUGUGCUUCUUUUGUGGGGUGAUGUUAUACAGCAGAAUUAGUUUUGGUGGUUAAGAGUGACAUCUUCUAGAUGUCAGGUGGGAAGUGUUCUGGCUCCUGAAGAGCCAUGUUAUAUUUGUUUCCUAUUUUCUAUAACUACAGAGCUGCUUUAUUUUGUAAGGUUAAUUCAUUAUUGUGAAGGGCACACCGGACGUUGUGGAGUGAGACACUUCCGGUUUAACGUUGCACGGGGAACCU
Messenger RNA from Hippocampus comes (tiger tail seahorse), 1575 nucleotides. RefSeq lists its product as uncharacterized. Lineage: Eukaryota; Metazoa; Chordata; Actinopteri; Syngnathiformes; Syngnathidae. The record is from RefSeq and is a predicted model, not a curated record. The transcript is spliced from 2 exons. The coding region runs from base 25 to 1065 and encodes 346 amino acids.